UGGCAGAACAGAAUAGACAACCGUCAGCCUGACUGACAGGGUCGUCCAAUGAGUGAAGGAAGGGCCGGUCCCCUAGGCAGAAGAGACAAUCUAUAUAUACAAAGCUUGCGGCUUAUGAUGACACUAGUGCUGAAGCUGGUUCUGGUGAUGCUACUAUUGGAGAGAGGAACCCCAUUGGUUUCUCCAAAUGGGUCGACGGGAGGCGACAUGGACGGAAACAGGUUGGUGGUAGCAGAACCAAAAGACUACUCCAAGUGGCUACACCAAAUCCAAAUGGGCUCAUUCAACAAGCAUGCCUUGUUCCAGAAAUCCAACAACAAGCCGAGGCCGUGCUUGACCCUUAAAGUGAGGAAGCACAAACGCCACUCGAAAUCCUCCAGGAUGUUCACCACCCUGCACAAGGCAAUAGAUUCCAUCCCAGUUGUGAAUAACUGCCGAGUUGUCAUCUCCAUUGGCAAAGGAACUUUCAGGGAGAAGGUUGAGAUACCUGCAACGAUGGGCUACGUAACCCUCAAAGGCGCUGGUGCUGGGAAGACCAUUAUCGAGUGGGGUGACACAGCCGAUAGAAUUGGGAGAGAUGGGCAUCCAUUGGGAACUUAUGGCUCCGCUACUUUCGCUGUCAACUCUCCUUACUUCAUUGCCAGGAACAUUACCUUCAAGGCUAUUCUCAAUGACAGUUCCAUUUUCCUUUGCUUUGCUCUGCUCAGAACACUGCACCACCACCACCAUCAGGAGCUCUAGGGAAACAAGCGGUGGCCCUUAGAAUCUCCGCUGACACGGCCGCGUUCAUUGGCUGCAAGUUCAUCGGAGCACAGGACACCUUGUACGACCACACUGGCAGGCACUACUUCAAGCACUGCUACAUCGAGGGCUCGGUCGACUUCGUGUUUGGGAACGGUCUGUCCUUGUACGAGAAAUGCCAUUUGCACGCAGUCACCAAUAGCUUCGGGGCCCUGACAGCGCAGAAGAGAGGGAGCUUGCUGGAGGAAACAGGGUUCUCGUUUGUGGGGUGCAAGGUCACUGGGUCAGGAGCUCUGUAUCUAGGAAGGGCGUGGGGGUCUUUCUCUAGGGUGGUCUUUGCUUACACUUUCAUGGACAAGAUCAUUACCCCUCCUGGGUGGUACGACUGGGGAGAUAAAAACAGGGAAAUGACUGUGUUUUUCGGGCAGUAUAAGUGUUCAGGGCCGGGAGCCAAUUUUGGAGGGCGAGUUCCGUGGUCUAGGGAGCUUACUGAUGCAGAGGCUGAGCCCUUUAUUUCUCUUGGUUUCAUUGAUGGCCAUGAUUGGCUCCCUGAUUUGUUGUAACAGUUUCUGAUGGAACACGUAUAAAAUCUGCCAAUUCGAAUACAGAGUGUUUUCGUAAGUAACAAGUAUGGUUGCGCAUAAAAUGGACAAGGAUACUCAAGUUGGUCUGCCUAUUUCGAGCGUAGAGAUUACUUCCUAACCUGAACUUGAACUCUUGCUGCACAUCAACAUGUUGAUGCACCUCAUCUGUUGCUGCUGAAGCUGCUAUUGAGGCAGCCCCCUUGCAAAAUAAUGGUGACGAGGAGAAGCGCAAGGGUGCAACAUCAGGCAAGGUGUUCUCAGACUGGUGGCAACACUGUAAUAAAGUUACAGUGGACGGUAAGCCAAAAGCAGAUUGCAAGUACUGUAGGAAGAAAAGCUUGAUUGAACAACACAUCUGAAGAAUCAUUACUUCAGAUGUACUAAAGUGAAGCAGCUUGGAGAUAUAAGGUAGCAACUCUUACAGGACAGUCUGAACAACGAGAAUUCCAGUUGACAUCAUUCAACUUCAGUCAUGAAAAUUCUCGGAAAGAACUAGUAAAGGCCUUUAUAGAACAUGAGUAUCCUCUAUCGAUAGUGGAGCAUAAAGGGUUUUGAGUUAUAGCAUGAGUUUGAACCCCUACUUUAAGAUGGUGUGUAGAAACACCAUAAAAAGACUAUCUCGCCAUUUAUUAUUUUGAAAAGCAGUUGAUUCGAGCCUAAUUGUACAUGUUUUGCCCCCGUUUUACUUAGGUGUUUGUGCCAAAUUCACUCCUAAAAGGUUGGUUUUACGCUAGGUUCCUCGUGUUUUAGUGUAUUUUAAGAUUUAACAGGUGAAACCAGCCUCGGAGUCGAAAGUUGGGCGAAAAGGAUCGAAAAUCGGGAGAAGAGGUGAAAAAGGGCCAGUUCACGGCUAACCAAGGAAGUUCACGGUCUUGCAUGACCGUGAAGAAGAGCUCUUGACCGUGAAUCGCGAGACGUCCAGAGCCAAAAUGGAGGUU
Messenger RNA from Linum tenue, 2263 nucleotides. Lineage: Eukaryota; Viridiplantae; Streptophyta; Magnoliopsida; Malpighiales; Linaceae. The record is from the annotation of a GenBank genome assembly.